GCGGCGUCCGCCCCGCGGUCCCGGGCCGCCCGGGCCAUGCGGCCUCCGCCACUGUGGCUGCCGUCGCUGCUGUUCUGUGGGCUCGGCGCUACGAUGUCUCUGCCAGACUCUUUUUCCCAGCUUGCUGCUCCUCUGAACCCGAAGCUUCACCUGUACAACGAAGAGCAGAUUCUAACUUGGGAGCCGUCGCCUUCCAGCAACGACGCGAGACCAGUGGUCUACCAGGUCAUGGUAGCAAAGCCAAAUCUACAGGAGAGUCAAGUUAGCAGUUCAAAUUCACCAUCACAGAUGCCCGGCACUCUCUCGCACAACAAGUUAGAUGGCACUUGGUAUAGGUUGCAGAGGCUGAACUGUACAGACAUCGCAGAGACUAAGUGUGACUUCACAGGAGGCGGCCGCUUAAAGGGUUUCACACGCUCACUCUCUGUCUUCCUGCGGGUGCGAGCCAAGCAAGGAAAUCGCACUUCCGACUGGGUGACGCUGGAUCCGUUUCUACACUACGAGAAUGUUACUGUUGGACCUCCAAAAAACAUCUCGGUGACCCCAGGAAAAGACUCCCUCGUCCUACACUUUUCUCCUCCCUUUAAUGUGGACCAGGGGGCAACUUUUCAGUAUCUUGUCCACUACUGGGAGAAGACAGGAACCCAACAGGUUGAAGGCCCUUUCAAGAGCAACUCCAUUGUGCUGGGUAAUCUGAAGCCAUUCAGAGUAUAUUGUUUACAAACUGAGGCACAACUGAUUUUGAAAAACAAAAAUAUCCGACCACACGGGCUUUUGAGCAAUGUAUCCUGUCAUGAAACAACAGCAGAUGCCUCCACCAGGCUGCCGCCCGUCAUCCUGAUCCCUGUGGGCAUCUUCACAUUGCUGCUGGUGCUGACAGGAGCCUGCUUCAUCCUGUUCCUCAGAUACCAAAGCCGGCUGAAAUACUGGUUUCAAGCUCCACCAAACAUCCCAGAACAGAUAAAAGAGUAUUUAAAGGACCCAGAUCAAUUCAUCUUGGAGGCCUUGGACAAGGACAGUUCACCGAAGGAUGAUUCCUGGGACUCCGUGUCAAUCAUUUCUUCUCCAGAAAAGGAUUGAGAUGAUGUGUUUCAAACACCAUGAACUAGGCCAUGGUCUCUGCUUGCCCAGGAUGACAGUGUUCAGGGCAGCUUCGAGAGACCCCCAGUGCCCCAGGGACAUCUGCCUCGGAGCUGGGGGAGAUGGCGUAUUGUUUAUUCUUUGAGUUUUCUGGAUCCUACAAGUAUCUAAAAGGAUUCCAUAGAAAGAUAUCUCAGGAAAAAAAAAAAAGGUUUCUCUUAAACACUAAAAGGACAAUUACUCAUUACUGGCAACAUGGCUGCAAACCUGUGAUGCUUUCUUCGGUAUUAGCUGCCCCAGCUGUCAGAAGACUGGGUCCUUGCCUUCACUCUAGAAAAUGAGUUGUCCCACGCAUCACAGCCUGUCACAAAGAAGGGCCCUUUGUGUCCUCUUCAUGUCCAUUGUGAUGGCUUAAAUGUGACUACCCUGAACUCAGCGUUUGCCUAGAAUAUCCAAGCCCCACCCCAGCACCUCACGCACAUAGAGGUGAUUAAUCUUGUAAAUACUGUCCUGAUAAUUUAAGUCGUUUUUUAAAAUCUAGAAAUAAAAGAUUGUAUAUUAAACUUUUUUUUAAAGUC
Grammomys surdaster is the source of this 1658-nucleotide messenger RNA. RefSeq names its product interferon gamma receptor 2 (gene Ifngr2). The record is from RefSeq and is a predicted model, not a curated record. NCBI's taxonomy places the organism in Eukaryota, Metazoa, Chordata, Mammalia, Rodentia, Muridae. The transcript has 8 exons. Gene Ontology annotation, molecular function: protein binding. Bases 37 to 1080 code for a protein of 347 amino acids.